GCCACCAGUGAGGACACACGCCGCCACCCGCUGAGCCCAGCCUGAGCCAGCACCUGCCUUCACCACCAUGUUCAAGGGGCUGAGCAAAGGCUCCCAGGGGAAGGGGUCCCCCAAGGGCUCCCCAGCCAAGGGCUCUCCCAUGGGCUCCCCCAGCAAGCACAGCCGAGUUGCCACCCAGGAGCUGGCCGUGCUCAUCUCCCGCAUGCAGGCCAACGCUGACCAGGUAGAGAGGGACAUCUUGGAGACCCAGAAGAGGCUGCAGCAGGACCGGCUGCACAGUGAGCAGAGCCAGGCCCUGCAGCACCGGCAGGAGGCAGGCCGCAACCUGAAGGAGGCCGAGGUUUUGCUGAAGGACCUCUUUCUGGAUGUGGAUAAGGCCCGGCGGCUAAAGCACCCACAGGCCGAGGAGAUAGAGAAGGACAUCAAGCAGCUGCACGAGCGGGUGACCCAGGAGUGUGCCGAGUACCGCGCCCUGUACGAGAAGAUGGUGCUGCCCCCCAACAUGGGGCCCAGAGUGGACUGGGCACGGGUGCUGGAGCAGAAACAGAAGCUGGUCCGCGAGGGGCACUACGGGCCGGGCAUGGCAGAGCUGGAGCAGCAGGUGGCUGAGCACAACAUCCUGCAGAAGGAGAUCGACACCUACGGGCAGCAGCUGCGGAGCCUUGUGGGGCCGGACUCGAACUCCAUCCGCAGCCAAUACCGGGACCUACUGAAGGCUGCCUCCUGGCGCGGGCAGAGCCUGGGCAGCCUGUACACGCACCUGCAGGGCUGCACGCGCCAGCUGAGUGCCCUGGCCCAGCAGCAACACCGCAUCCUGCAGCAGGACUGGAGCGACCUCAUGGCGGACCCCGUGGGCGUGCGGCGGGAGUAUGAGCACUUCAAGCAGCGUGAGCUGCUCAGCCAGGAGCAGUGCGUGAACCAGCUGGAGGACGAUGGGGAGCGCAUGAUGGAGCUCGGGCACCCGGCCGUGGGGCCCAUCCAGGUCCACCAGGAGGCCCUGAAGAUGGAGUGGCAGAACUUCCUGAACCUGUGUAUCUGCCAGGAGAGCCAGCUGCAGCACGUGGAGGACUACCGCCGGUUCCAGGAAGACGCGGACUCUGUCAGCCAGACCCUGGCGAAGCUCAACUCCAGCCUGGAUACUCAGUAUGGCCCUGCCCCUGGGGGGCCCCCUGGCACUCACACAGAGCUGCUACGACAGCUGGAGGCAGAGGAGAAGAAGCUGGCUGUGGCUGAGAAGACCAUUGGGGACCUGCAGCGGCGGAGCCGGGAGGUGGUCCCUCUGCCACAGCGCAGGAACCGGCCCCAGCAGCCUGUGCCCGUGGACAGCAUUUGUGACUGGGACGCGGGAGAAGUGCAGCUGUUGCGGGGUGAGCGGUACAUGCUGAUGGACAACACUGACCCACACACCUGGGUCGUGCAGGGCCCAAGCGGGGAGACCAAGCGUGCCCCGGCCGCCUGCUUCUGCAUCCCAGCUCCAGACCCUGCCGCCGUAACCAGGGCCUCCAAGCUGGCCUCCGAGCUGCAGGCCCUGAAGCAGAAGCUGGCCACGGUCCAGAGCCGCCUGAAGGCCAGCGUUGCAGAACCCGUACGGCCUGGCCAGCAGGCUCCGACUGGCUCAGCCACAGCUGACCCACAGGCCCAGAAGCUCCUGACACAGAUGACCCGGCUGGAUGGGGACCUGGGGCAGAUAGAGAAGCAGGUGCUGGCCUGGGCCCGGGCCCCGCUGAGCCAUUCGGCACCACUGAAGGACCUGGAGGGCCGAAUCCAAAGCCACAAGGGCACAGCCCAGCAGCUGCAGAGCCUGGGAGCAGAAAAGGAGGCAGCCCAGCGGGAGUGUGAGGCGUUGCUGUCAGCGCGGCCAGUGGGCCCUGCCGCCCUGCACCUGCCCGUGGCCCUCAACAACCUCAAGAACAAGUACAGUGAUGUGCAGGUUCUCUGCAACCUCUACGGGGAGAAAGCCAAGGCUGCCCUGGGUCUGGAGCGGCAGAUCCAGGAGGCGGACAGGGUCAUCCAAGGCUUCGAGUCUGCGCUGGCACAGGAGGCCCCCAUCCCUGCCGGCCCAGGCACCCUGCAGGAGAGGGCCAGCGAGCUGCAGCACCUGCGGAGGGAGCUGCUGGGGCAACAGGCCUGUGUGCUGGGGCUGCACCGCGAGCUGAAGGCCGCCGAGCACGCGUGCAGCGCGCUGCAGAACAAUUUCCACGAGUUCUGCCAAGACUUGCCACGCCAGCAGCGCCAGGUGCGGGCCCUCACUGACCGCUACCACGCCGUAGGGGACCAGCUAGACCUGCGGGAGAAGACCUUGCAGGAUGCCAACCUCACCUACCAGCAGUUUAAGAACUGCAGGGACAACCUGAGCUCCUGGCUGGAGCACCUGCCCCACAACCAGGUGCGGCCCAGCGACGGGCCCAGCCAGAUUGCCUACAAGCUGCAGGCGCAAAAGAGGCUGCUGCGGGAGAUCCAGGGCCGGGAGAGGGACAGGGCCGUGGCAUCCCGCCUCUCCCAGGACCUGCAGGAGGCUCUCCAGGACUAUGAGCUGCAGGCAGACACCUACUGCUGCUCCCUGGAGCCCACCCGGGCAGGGUCAGCCCCCAAGAGAACCCGAGUGGCUCCCCUGCAGGAGAGCAUCCAGACCCAGGAGAAGCAGCUGACAGGCGCCUACACUGAGGCUGUAGCUGUGCACCAAGAGCAGCUGCACCAGCUGGAGUUCGCCAGAAAGAUGCUGGAGAAGAAGGAGCUCAGUGAGGACACCCAGGUGGCCCAUGGUGCACAGCAGGGGUCUGAGAGCCCAGCCCGCGCAGGAAGGGAAUCUGAGGCCCUCAAGUCCCAGCUGGAGGAGGAGAGGAAACGGGUGGCCCAGGUGCAGCGUGAGCUGGAGGAGCAGAGGGACCGACUGCUGCAGCUGAGGACCCAGCGGCCCUUGGAGAGGCUGGAGGAGAAGGAAGUGGUGGAGUUUUACCGGGACCCCCAGCUGGAGAGCAAGCUGUCCAGGGUGAAGUCCCAGGUGAAGGACGAGGGCAUCAAGCGGGCUGGCCUGCAGGCGGACCUGGAGGUGGCGGCCCAGAAGGUCGUGCAGCUGGAAAGCAAGAGGAAGGCCAAGCAGCCGCACCUGCUGACCAAGGAGGUCACCCAGAUAGAGAAGGACCCCGGUCUGGACAGCCAGGCAGCCCAGCUCAGCAGGGAGAUCCAGCACCUCCGGAAGGAGAACACUGCCGUCUCAGCCCGGCUGGAGCAGCUGAAGAAGGAGCUGCUGGCCCUUGAGCAGAAGGAGGCGAACGUGAAGGAGAAGGUUGUGGUGAAAGAAGUGGUCAAGGUGGAGAAGGACCUGGAAAUGGUCAAGGCAGCCCGGGCCCUGAGGCAGCAGGUGCAGGAGGACGCUGCGCAGAGGAAGAGGGCGGAGGGGGCCGUGGCCAAGCUGCAGGCUCGCAUCGCGGACCUGGAGCAGGCAAUCAGCACCGUGCAGCCCAAGGUGAUCGUGAAGGAGGCGAAGAAGGUGGAGCAGGACCCCGGUGCUGUCAAGGAGGCGUCCAGGCUGCGGAGCCUCCUCGAGGGGGAGAAGAGUAAGAACGCCGUGCUGGCCAAGGAGCUGAAGGAGCUGCAGGGCAAGUACAGCGCGGCGGAGAAGCAGAAGCCCAAAGUGGAGCUCCAGGAGCACGUCCGCGAGAUCUUCCAGGUGGAUCCAGAGACGGAGCGGGAGAUCGCGCGGCUCAGGGCCGAGCUGCAGGCGACAGCCAGCAAGAGGAGCGGUGUGGAGAAGGAGGUGGAGAGGCUGCUGCCCGACCUGGCCGUCCUGCGGGCCCAGAAGCCCCUGGUGGAGUACAAGGAGGUGAUGCAGGAGGUGGUCAGACACGAGAGGAGCCCCGAGGUGCUGCGGGAAAUCGACCGCCUGAAGGCUCAGCUCAACGAGCUGGUCAACACCAGCGGCCGUGCCCAGGAGCAGCGCAUCCGACUGCAAGGAGAGCGCGACGAGUGGAAGCGGGAGCGGUCCAAGGUGGAGACCAAGACGGUGAGCAAGGAGGUGGUGCGGCACCAGAAGGACCCGGUCCUGGAGAAGGAGGCCGAGCGGCUCCGCCAGGAGGUACGGGAGGCGGUGCAGAAGCGGCGGGCCACCGAGGACGUGGUCUACGAGCUGCAGAACAAGUACCUGCUGCUGGAGAGGAGGCGGCCUGAGGAGAAAGUGGUGAUGCAGGAGGUGGUGGUCACCCAGAAGGACCCAAAGCUCCACGAGGACCACAGCCGGCUGAGCCGGAGCCUGGAUGAGGAGGUGGGCCGGCGGCGGCAGCUGGAGCGGGAGGUGCAGCAGCUGCUGGCCGGUGUGGAGGAGAAGGAGGGCCUGCUCAGCUUCCAGGAGGACCGUGACAAGAAGCUGGCCGUGGAGAAGGAGCUGCGCCAGCUGACCUUGCGGAUCCAGGAGCUCGAGAAGCGGCCUCCUGCGGUGCAGGAGAAGAUCAUCAUGGAGGAGGUGGUCAAGCUGGAGAAGGACCCGGAUCUGGAGAAGUCCACUGAAGCCCUGCAGCAGGACCUGGACCAGGAGAAGACCCAGGUGACAGAGCUGCAUCGGGAGUGCAAGAACCUGCAGGUCCAGAUUGAUGUCCUCCAGAAAACCAAAUCUCAAGAGAAGACCAUCUACAAGGAAGUGAUCAGGGUGGAGAAGGACCGGGUGCUGGAGGGUGAGCGGUCCCGGGUGUGGGAGAUGCUCAACAGGGAGCGCGCGGGCCGGAAGGGCCGGGAGGAGGAGGUGCAGCGCCUCCGGGAACGGAUCGACAGGGCAGAAGCACUGAGCAGGACCUGGGCCCGGGAGGAGGCCGAGCUGCAGAAGGCUCGGAACCAGGGGAGCCAGGAGUGCAGGCAGCUGCAGCAGGAGCUAAGGGAGCUGGAGCGGCAGAAGCAGCAGAAGGUGCUGCAGCUGCAGGAGGAGUCGAAGCUGCUCAGCCAGAAGACAGAGAGCGAGCGGCAGAGGGCUGCCCACCAGGGCCAGGAGCUCUCGCAGCUCAAGGCGGCCAUCCUCCAGGAGAAGGACCAGAUCUACGAGAAGGACAGGACCCUCCGGGACCUCCACAGCAAGGUGAGCCGGGAGGAGCUCAACCAGGAGACCCAGAAGCGAGAGACCAACCUUUCCACCAAGAUCUCCAUCUUGGAACCUGAGACCGGGGACGACAUGUCCCCGUAUGAGGCCUACAAGAGGGGCAUCAUCGAUCGAGGCCAGUACCUCCAACUGCAGGAGCUCGAGUGUGACUGGGAAGAGGUCACCACCUCAGGCCCCUGUGGGGAGGAGUCGGUGCUCCUGGAUCGGAAGAGUGGGAAGCAGUACUCCAUCGAGGCCGCCCUGCACUGCCGGCGCAUCUCCAAGGAGGAGUACCACCUCUACAAGGACGGCCGCCUCCCCAUCUCCGAGUUCGCCCUGCUUGUGGCAGGGGAGACCAAGCCCUGCUCCUCACUCUCCAUCGGCUCCAUCAUCUCCAAGUCCCCAGUCACCUCCCCAGCCCACCAGAGUGCCAGUGUCUUCUCUCCUGGCUUCUCUCUCGGGCUGGGCGAUGACAGCUUCCCCAUUGCCGGCAUCUACGACACCACCACAGACAACAAGUGCACCAUCAAGACGGCCAUGGCCAAGAACAUGCUGGACCCCAUCACUGGGCAGAAGCUGCUGGAGGCCCAGGCGGCCACAGGGGGCAUCGUGGACCUCCUCACUCGGGAGCGCUACUCCGUGCACAAGGCCCUGGAGAGGGGGCUGAUUGAGAACACCUCCACUCAGAGGCUGCUCAACGCCCAGAAGGCCUUCACCGGCAUCGAGGACCCUGUCACCAAGAAGAGGCUGUCAGUGGGCGAGGCCAUCCAGAAGGGCUGGAUGCCCCGAGAGAGUGUGUUCCCCCACCUGCUGGUGCAGCACUUGACCGGGGGGCUCAUCGACCCCAAGAGGACAGGCCGCAUCCCCGUCCCGCAGGCCGUGCUCUCUGGAGUGAUCAGUGAGGAGCUGGCCCAGCUCCUGCAGGACGAGUCCAGCUACGAGAAGGAUCUGACAGACCCCGUCUCCAAGGAGCGGCUGAGCUACAAGGAGGCCAUGGGGCGCUGCCGGAAAGACCCCCUGAGCGGCCUGCUGCUCCUCCCGGCUGUGCUGGAGGGGUACCGCUGCUUCCGCUCGGCCUCCCCCACCGUACAGCAUGUGCUGCGCUGAGGGGCAAAGUCAUGGGAGGGCACGAGAGGGGGAGGGUAAGAUGCAUGUACCCCUCAGCCCAGAGCAACCUGAUUGGGGGGUGGGUCUUCCCUCUGUCUGAUCCCUGUUCUGUUACUCAGCAUUCACGGUGUUGGGCUCCCGCCCCUAACUUCGGUGCCCAGCCCAUCCCCAGACCCAGAGGUUUGCAGAUCUGUCCCUCCACACCCAGUACUUCAAUAAAAGAAU
Messenger RNA from Molossus molossus (Pallas's mastiff bat), 6394 nucleotides. It is a transcript of the gene EVPL, whose product is annotated as envoplakin. Gene Ontology annotation, molecular function: cadherin binding; structural molecule activity. Gene Ontology annotation, biological process: intermediate filament cytoskeleton organization; wound healing. The record is from RefSeq and is a predicted model, not a curated record. Lineage: Eukaryota; Metazoa; Chordata; Mammalia; Chiroptera; Molossidae. The coding region runs from base 68 to 6169 and encodes 2033 amino acids. The transcript has 22 exons. Gene Ontology annotation, cellular component: cytoskeleton; intermediate filament; cytoplasm.